Messenger RNA from Patiria miniata (bat star), 2083 nucleotides. Its product is annotated as vesicle-associated membrane protein 4-like. Bases 208 to 651 code for a protein of 147 amino acids. Gene Ontology annotation, biological process: Golgi ribbon formation; vesicle-mediated transport. NCBI's taxonomy places the organism in Eukaryota, Metazoa, Echinodermata, Asteroidea, Valvatida, Asterinidae. The transcript has 7 exons. Gene Ontology annotation, cellular component: membrane. The record is from RefSeq and is a predicted model, not a curated record.
GCGCUGUUUACAAAAAUAGAGUGGAGGAGACUUGUCAUGAGACUUGUGUAAAUCACUGAAAAUAAAAUGUUUGACUUCAAGAAUCCACUUUAUUGAGAUUUUUCUUACUCAGGGUCUGCAUUAGUUUGGGAAAUUCAGCAAGAGCAUCGAUCCAAAUGACACGGAGAAUAUCAACUUUUUGACUUUGUCAUCGCGAAGUGAGUCAUCAUGCCACCCAAGUUUAACCGGCGAUUACGAGAGUCCGACUAUAAACAGUCUAAAGAACAUGAAAAGGAGAAUCUCCUAGGGGAGUACCAUGACGAUGUCAGUGACGAGGAGGAUUUCUUUGGAGGCAAAACUCCGCCUUCAAGGAAGGUUAUGCAGCAGGAUCCAAAGAUUCAACAUGUACAGAGGCAAGUGGAGGAGGUGGUGGACAUAAUGCAUGAUAACAUUGGCAAGGUGUUGGACAGAGGAGAGAGACUAGAAGAUUUGCAAGAGAAAUCAGAUGAUCUAGCCUACAGUGCCAGCAUGUUCAGGGUCAGUGCUAAAGGCUUGAGAUCACACUUCUGGUGGCAAGAGUGCAAGAUGAGACUUCUGUUACUGAUUGUGGUCGUGGUGAUUCUUCUAAUUAUAUUUAUUCCAAUAAUUGUGAAGAGUACCAAUCAAAACUGAGACCUCUACAAGAACAGACGUGGAGUGGUAUUCAUCAAAGACAUUGGAUCAUGAAACUUAACGGCACAGUCUGCUCAAUUUCCAAAGCUGUUGUGACUUUAACAGUGCCUACUCCACUGUUUUACUUCAAGCUAGUUCUUGAAAAGAAACACAAGCAAGAUUCACAAGGUGCAACUAAAUUCCAAGUAUGUGAUAAGGAAAAUUGUGUCUACAUUUUUAGUUGCACAGUAAUACCAAGUUUUAUGUAUUGUGCCAGUCCCACCAGUUUUCCAUCGUGAGAGAAGGGUCCACCUCACUUCGUAUCUAGGAUGAGCUGGGGAUAAGUUGCAGGUAGAAUCAUUCACUUUCGUCAGAAAGAAGCUCUGCAUUUGUCCCAGACAUGUUCCGGGGAAACUUUCAUGAGCAACUGCUUCAUACUGAUAACUUCAUUGCGGGAAGAUUGCUGGGAAGUUGUUCAGAAUCCUGGAACUUAUACCCGAUACAGUGUCCGCAACUUGUUCGGAGCUCGUCCCAGAUAUGAAAUUAAAGGCCCUCAAUGUCAUCAGGCUGUUUGCAUUUGUUUCUGAUUAUUCACAACUUUGCCAAGCAGAGUUCUGGUUUUUUUUUUUCUCUCUCUCUAACCUGUUCUUAUGUAUUAAUUGACAAUCCGUGGUAAUCUGGAUCUUAGCUAGUUUGGUAGUUUAACUACAUUUUCAUAUUUAUUGGUGGUGGCGGGAAGUUAUUGAUAAAGAUGGAUGUUCACUGUAAAUACUUGUGCAUUAUUAUGACAUGUACAAUUAUUGUAAUUCAAGCAAUGAAAAUUCCAUGCUUCACUGUAUUAAGGAAACCAAUUAUUUUGUUACUGAAAGCUUUUGUGAAAUAAAAAAAUGGGAAAAUAAAGUCAGGUAUUUUGUUUUUAUAAAAUUAAUGAUUUUCAGUGUUUUGGGGGUUGGUCACUAUUUCUCCUUUGUGUAUUAACUUGAGUCUGUUCUGAAAUAGGUAUAAAGUACUGCUAAAUUGACUUAAAAAGCCUAAAGUUUUUUGUCUGCAAAAUCUGAAAAUUGUUUGCAGAUAGCAAUGGUUGUGUUUGAUGCAGAACUUUCUUUUCUUCAGUAAUUUAAAUUCAGGGAAAGGAAAACUUGGAGAGCGAGCAAAAAUGUCUUUACCUUGAGCUGUUUUUUUUCCCCAAAUUAAUUUUUUGGUUAUAAUUUUGAUUGGUACUUAAUUGAGAAGAGACUUGAUUUUUAUUGAUGCAUUUCUGGAUAUUUCAAACAUAAUUGACUGGGGUUGCCAUUUUUCUAUUGCUGUACUUUCAAAUUUUCUUAUAAUUUAAUGAAAAGUGUAAAUAAACGGCACUUUAUUUACUUGUAUCACAUUUUAUGUCCACCUUAUCUCUUUAUAUAUGUACAUGUAUGGGUAAUUAUUAAAAGACUAAUGUAGCCAUUUCAAUCAU